UACGGCGCGGUUUACUUCUUUUUCUUAAACGUUUGUUUUUGCUUAAAACUUAUCUGUGCUUUCUCACUCUUUUCAUUGUAUCUAAGCUAAAAGACUAGAACCAUGGCCAAUUCUUAUUGGAGGUAUAGCAACUCUCGCCAACCUCCGCCGUCCACCUCAAUCCCUCCUUUCGUAGGCAAACGCACUCGCUCCGAUUAUGUCUCAGGCGGCCAUGAGCUUUCUAGUUAUUAUUCACAGGAUGAUGGAGGAGCAAUGCGGGUAACUGGAGAUGGUGACUUCAUUGGAGCAUCUUAUGAUCGUUACCUUCACGGCACGCAACUGUCAUCAUUUAGUGGGUCUGCAAGACCAAUGAGCGGGGGAAUGCCUCGCCAUUCUGUUGAUGAUCCCCAUAUGGUGGGUAUCGGUGGUGUUGAUCCUGAGCCAACAAUAAAAGAUAGGACAUUAAGAUUUGGCAGUGGAAGGCCCGAACCUUCUCUUCCUCCUGAUGCAUCCAGCACUCUCUAUGUAGAGGGAUUGCCUUCGGAUUGUACGCGCCGAGAAGUUUCUCAUAUUUUCCGCCCCUUUGUUGGGUACAAGGAAGUGAGACUUGUAACCAAAGAACCUAGAUAUCCUGGAGGAGAUCCGAUAAAACUUUGUUUUGUUGAUUUUCUAAGCCCUUCUCAUGCUGCCACUUCAAAGGAUGCUUUACAAGGUUAUAUAUUCAAUGAGCAUGGCCAUGACUCUGUCAAACUAAGGUUGCAAUUUGCUCGCCACCCUGGUGCAAGGGUAGGUGGCGGGCAUCGUGGCAAGCGCUGAGUUGUUCGAUCUGCAGGAUUUGCUUGAAUAUGGGAGGUUUUGAUAACGAGGGAUGGUAAAAAAGCCUUGUGAUUUCUCGAGAACUAUGCCAGUCUUGAUAUGGUCGCUUUUAUUAGGAUGAACGUUUUAGUUGUUUAGUUUUCGAUACUUUGAGGACAAUCGCUAGAUAUUUUAAGAGUGUUUCUCUUUCUGGUAGAAAGCAGCGAACUGUAUUUGGUUUUAUUAUUUGAAACGACUUCAUGUGCAUUUCACC
Messenger RNA from Hibiscus syriacus, 1048 nucleotides. Its product is annotated as RNA-binding protein 2-like. Lineage: Eukaryota; Viridiplantae; Streptophyta; Magnoliopsida; Malvales; Malvaceae. The record is from RefSeq and is a predicted model, not a curated record. The transcript has 7 exons. Bases 103 to 795 code for a protein of 230 amino acids. Gene Ontology annotation, molecular function: mRNA binding.